Molecule: messenger RNA, 447 nt
Organism: Dibothriocephalus latus
Lineage: Eukaryota; Metazoa; Platyhelminthes; Cestoda; Diphyllobothriidea; Diphyllobothriidae
Source: the annotation of a GenBank genome assembly
GUGUACCGUGUAGAAUUACAGAACUGUGCCGCCUAUCGCAGCUGUGCCGCUUGUCUGGCCGCCCGAGAUCCCUACUGUGGUUGCUGCCCUGUGAUCGCACAUGUUAGUCCCUCGGGAGUUGAAAGUCCCACCGCAGCCUACCGGAGACGUGUUGGCUCUUCAAAGGAUCCCCUCGAAGCCACUCGUUACCGACCCAACCCCCUGAUUCUCCAGCUCAGUCGCCUUCUGGCUGACAAGCUGAAGACCGCCCUACGUCUCAUUGUUCCCGGUGAGGUUAUUGAGCAGACGGACGCCAGUCUGCUGUUCAAUUCCGAUGAGGUGCAAUGUUCUUCGCCUGAUCCGGCUCGGCUACCACCACUGCCUGAUGACGAACGUGAGUCCCCUCGUUUUCUCCGCCCUCCUAACACCACCUUUGACACUGUUUACUUACAGACAUUGCCACCUUAG